AUGUGGCCAGAAGAAGCCACUCUAAAGUUUUGCAUUUUUGGAAGCGCAUGUCAGCGCUUGUGUGUGUGUCCAAAUUUCAAACAUUUGCCCACAGGGCUGGGGGUUGGGCAGGUGUUUUCGUGGCAUAAAAGGAGCGAUGUCCAACCACUUGACACCGGUUCUCUUCUCCUCUCAGAGCAGACAGACCCUCACACAGCAGCCAUGACUUCCUCCUUCUCUCGUUCUUACGGUGGAUCCGGCGGCAGCCGCCUGGGCUCCAUGCGGGCCGGAAGCGUGUACGGUGGCGCCGGAGGCAGCGGGGUCCGCAUCUCCAGCACCAACGCCUCCAGGUCCUUCGGGGCCGCCGGGGCCAGCUCUGGCUUUGCAUCUGGUGGAUCAGGCUUCCAGCUGUCGGACGCCCUGGACAUCAACGAAUCUAAGAAGGCCACCAUGCAGAACCUGAACGACCGCCUGGGCAGCUACCUGGAGAAGGUGCGCACCCUGGAGAGGGCCAACGCCGAUCUGGAGGCAAAGAUCCACCAGUUCUUGUUGAACAAGACCUCGGUGGAGACUCAUGACUGCACCGCCCACAAGGCCACCAUCAGGCUCCUUCAGGAGCAGAUAAUUGAUGCAACCCGCUCAAGAGGAGCAGUCAUUCUGGCUAUUGACAAUGCUACGCUUGCCGCAGAAGACUUCAGGGUUAAGUAUGACAAUGAGCUCAACAUGCGUCAAAGUGUGGAGGCAGACAUUGCCGGACUCAAGAGGCUCUAUGACGAGCUGACCAUGAGCAGAGCUGACCUAGAGAUGCAGGUUGAAGGGCUGAGGGAGGAGCUUAUUCAAAUCAAGAGAAACCACGAAGAGGACCUUCUACUUGCACGUUCCAGUAUUGGAGGUCAGGUGAACGUGGAAGUGGACGCCGCACCACAGGAGGAUAUGUCUGUCACCCUGGCAACAAUGAGGGAGCACUAUGAGGCCGUUGCCAACAAGAACCGCAAGGCACUGGAAGUCUGGUUCCAAGCCAAGUCAGAGGAGCUGAACAAAGAAGUUUCUGUCAGCACUGAAACACUCCAAAGCUCUCGUUCUGAGAUCACCGAGGUCAAACGCACCCUACAGAGCCUGGAGAUUGAGCUCCAGUCCCAAUUAAGCAUGAAAGCAUCUCUUGAAGGCACCUUGGGAGAUACACAGGGCAGGUAUGGCAACAUGCUGGCAGGCUACCAGAGACAGGUGACGGCUCUGGAGGAACAGCUGGGAGACCUGAGGGCCGGCCUGGCUAACCAGAGAGAACAGUACCAGAUGCUGCUGGACAUCAAGACCAGGCUUGAGCUGGAGAUCGCUGAGUACAGGAGGCUGAUGGACGGAGAGCUGUCUGAUUCUACUUCUUCUACUACUACUAGAACUUAUACUACUACUACUAUUGUUCAAUAAAUCGUACACUUACUUGUGCCUAAACUAUGUACCGUUCACAGAAAUCUGAAAAAUAAAACUUUUCUGAGGAACUGA
This is a messenger RNA of Gadus morhua (Atlantic cod), 1479 nucleotides long. RefSeq names its product keratin, type I cytoskeletal 50 kDa. NCBI's taxonomy places the organism in Eukaryota, Metazoa, Chordata, Actinopteri, Gadiformes, Gadidae. The transcript has 7 exons. The record is from RefSeq and is a predicted model, not a curated record. Gene Ontology annotation, cellular component: cytoskeleton. The coding region runs from base 1 to 1404 and encodes 467 amino acids. Gene Ontology annotation, molecular function: structural molecule activity.